AUGGAAAAAUAUAAAAAUUAUAAAACAACAGAAGGAGAUAAGCAGGCUGGAUCGGAAUCAGAUGCAAGCCUAUGUAGCGAUGUAUCAAGGACAGCUUCUAAGUCUGGAGGUCGCUCCCGUGGGGCGAAAAAGAGACGUAUUACAAAAUCAAUAUCGUCCAGCGACAAUGAAGCUUUUUUAAAAGAGACGAAUUCUGAGACAGGAAAAGAGGUGACACCAUUAAUGGAUAAUUCUGGAGAGUUCGUAGUGCCAGGGCCUGAGGAAGCUCUUAGUAUGGCUGAGAGGCAAGUGGAACAAAUGGUUUGUGCUGCAAAUCAAAAACGAACUGCCCUGGGGCUACCUAAUUUAGUCGGAGAUGACAACCGUUCGGCAAUGGCUCUCAACCAACAGGUUCUCGACGAUGUCGGAGUCAUACUGAUGGUAGCAGCCAAGUCGAGAAAUCUGAAAGGCACAUUUCAACGUGCCUUAAAGGAUGCUGCCACGUCAAUAAAAACAGUCGUGGAGGUCCUACAUAAGAGGUCAGUGAAUGAAGAAACGGCGAAAUUGCAGGCUGAAAACACCUGCCUGCUCAGUGAAAUAGAGGAGCUUCGUAAAGAGCUAUCUGAAAUCCGGCUUGAAAUGGCGAGGAUCAAUAAAACACCUGCUCCAUCCAACUCCUCAGUGCGAGGAGACAAGGAAAGUGAGGAAUUGAUAAGUUCCAUUAUGCGCAAAGUUGGUGACAUGAUGAAUGCGCGAUUGGAGGCGCUUGAGGAGCGGCUUCUCCCAGAAAAGCGUGUUCGCCCUCCGCUGGCUGCUGAUGUGCGCAGAGAUGUAGUAAAUGAUGCAGACAUACUACGGCGGAAGUCUGAUACAAUUACGAAGGCUGACAAAUACGCCGUAAAAACAAGAAUAGGCAACAAGAAAAUUCCGGCGCUGGAAAUACAAAGAGGAAACAGAAAGGGAAAGGGCCACGAAGGGAGAACAACAGAAAUGGCAACCAACCAGCCAACAGAAUCACGCCCUCAACCUCCUGAGUCCACGGAAGAAGGAUGGACCACAGUAGUGAGAAGAGGUAAAAAACGCAAGGCAGGAACCGUCAAUCCUUCCAAGAGACCAGCAUCUGUGAAACUGCGCUCCCCAAAAUCCGCGGCUGUAGUUAUAACACUGCAGCCCGGAGCUGAAGAUCGUGGCCUCACUUAUGCAAAGGUGCUGACAGAGGCUAGAAAGAAGAUCGACCUUGCUAGCCUCGGUAUCGAAUCUCUGCGGUACCGACAGGCGGCCACUGGAGCCCGCAUUUUAGAGAUACCAGGAGCAACGAGCGGCGAUAAAGCUGACUCCUUGGCUAAGAUAUUAAAGGAGUCGUUGCCUGAGGAGGUGGCCAAUACCCAUCAUUAA
This is a messenger RNA of Parnassius apollo (apollo), 1374 nucleotides long. The record is from the annotation of a GenBank genome assembly. NCBI's taxonomy places the organism in Eukaryota, Metazoa, Arthropoda, Insecta, Lepidoptera, Papilionidae.